Molecule: messenger RNA, 1746 nt
Organism: Penicillium manginii
Lineage: Eukaryota; Fungi; Ascomycota; Eurotiomycetes; Eurotiales; Aspergillaceae
Product: D-arabinono-1,4-lactone oxidase
Exons: 2
Coding region: 1-1746 (581 amino acids)
Cellular component (GO): membrane; mitochondrion
Molecular function (GO): FAD binding; D-arabinono-1,4-lactone oxidase activity
Source: RefSeq, a predicted model, not a curated record
AUGCCGCGAGACCCUGUCCCUGAUUCAAUAGAGCAUCUCCCUAUUGCUCGCGAGCUGGGGAGGGAGUUGGAGAAGUUCGACCCCGAUCUCCGAUUCCGCGCAACCACCGACCAUCUGCAUCACACCUGGGCCAAAACCUUCUUCUCCCGACCGGAACUCUACAUUCGCCCUCAAUCGAUUCCGGAAAUCCAGCAACUGGUCACUGUUGCGCGCCGACUCCGCCGUCGCCUCGUGACUGUCGGUAGUGGCCAUUCUCCCUCCGAUUUGACUUGCACCUCGUCCUGGCUCGUCAACCUCGAUGAUUUCAACCGCAUUCUACAUGUCGACGUGGAAACCCGUUCUGUCACCGUCGAGGCAGGUAUUCGAUUGAGCCAGCUCGGGGAUCGACUGGAGAAGGAAUAUGGAUUGACACUGGCAAAUCUGGGCAGCAUCGACAGUCAGUCAAUAGCUGGUGUCAUCGCGACAGGAACCCAUGGCAGCUCGCUACGACACGGCUUGCUUUCGGAGUGUAUCGAGUCACUUAGCCUGGUCCUUGCAAAUGGUCAGCUUGUGCGCUGCAGUCCAACCAACAACCCGUCCCUUUUCCGCGCCGCACUGGUAUCCCUAGGAGCUCUGGGUAUUGUAGUGGAGGUAACUUUCAAGGCUAGACCAUCAUUCAACAUUGCCUGGCGGCAGGAACGCUAUUCGUUGUCACAGGUGCUCAGCGAAUGGUCCACUGGUUUGUGGACAUCGCACGAAUUUGUACGUGUCUGGUGGCUGCCAUAUGAGAAAGACCGACGAGCCGUUGCGCGAACCCCCCCCAAGAAUUUUUACGGCGACUGGUUUGGAUAUCAUGUCUAUCACAACUUGCUCGCGCUGUCAUCUUACAUCCCACGCAUUCUUCCGUGGGUGGAAUGGUUUGUCUUCGGGAUGCAGUACGGCUUCCGAGCAGGAUCAACUGUUACCGAGGCAGUCGAGCCCGCUCGCGCUGGUCUGCUGAUGAACUGUCUAUACUCACAAUUCGUUAAUGAGUGGGCUCUGCCUCUCAACGACGGUCCCGAGGCCAUUACCCGUCUGUCGGCGUGGCUGAAUGGUGACAUGAAGACGGCUCGCAUCCCGUUCUCAUCCAAAGGCCUGUGGGUGCAUUGCCCCGUGGAGGUGCGAGUGUCAGAUUCAACGCACAACCCGAACCCACGUCCUUUCCUCGAUCCGACCUGCCACAACGGACCCACGCUCUACCUGAAUGCAACACUCUACCGGCCGUACCUCCGAGACCCGCCCUGCCGACAACGAUAUUAUGAAGCCUUUGAGUGGCUUAUGCGGGAUAUGGGCGCCCGACCUCACUGGGCGAAGAACUUCAGCGUCCUUGGUUCCAGCGAGCUUCGUGCCCGCUACGGCGAAGACAUGGACGAAUGGCUGACUGUGCGGCAAGAGUUUGAUCCCGAGGGCAUGUUCCUCGGCGAAUGGCAUCAGCGCACCUUGCCCCUGGUCAACUCGACGGAGACGCCUGACCGAGGCGAUAGCCUACCUCUAAUGGAGCGAGAGAGCGAACGUCACAGCCUGCGCAUCAGCGGCGCCGGUGACGGUGUCGAGUGGGUUGGCGAACGCCGGUGGGAGCGUCAAUCUCAGGACGGCGCAAACCAGGAAGACAGGCCGACCCCCGAGGUAACUGCAUCAAGUCCAAUGACAGCCACUAGCGAAGAAAGUUUUGAUUUGCUUGCCAAGGGUGAAGCUAGCAUUGUGCUCCCCGAUGCCAAAUUCGCUUGA